CAGUCACUGUCCAAGAAGGAAAUGCGUUAGUGCAGUUUUGACUUUGGAAUGUCCUGCUCUUUGCCAGUGGUGAUCACAGCCUUCACACUUAUACCAGGGAGGUUUUGAUUUAGGAAUCUGGUCUGUGAGGGGGACAGUCAAUGCAUCAUCUAUGCAUCAGACUUUAGAUGCAUGUUUUGAUGCAAUUCUAUUCACAUCAUAAAAAAUGUAAAUUUUUAACUCUGAAGGAAUCACAAUAGUCUGUUUUUCAUACUUGCAUUAUCUUGGGCAAACACUGAAAUUCUGGAUUAAUGUUUAACUCUAAGAGUGUUAUUCUCAGUUUAAGCAAAGGAUCAGUUUCAGGGCUCAGCCUCAGGGGUCUUGAUGAUCAGGCUUCAGGCUCCCAGGAGAAGCCUCCUACACCACGGGUGACCGGAUACAGUCGACAGAGGGAACAGUCCCCAAGCUCAGACAAUGUGGAUUGGGUAUAAAAUCUUAGUCUUUUCUUAUCUGACUGUGGACAUUUGCAUGGAGAAGCAUUAUUUAUCUCAAGGAGAAGUGGACCAAGGAUCUUCCUUCGCUAGGAAUCGCACCAUUUUGGAAGGUGUUCGAUUCAAAAGAGCCACUUACCAAGGACAGUACUGUAGGAGGUUUGGCUGCUGUGAAGGCAGAAAUGAUGACUGUGUCACCCGGUUCUACGAGGCAAACGCAUGGUGUUACUGUGACAGAUUCUGUGAGAAGGAAAAUUCGGAUUGCUGCCCUGAUUACAAGUCCUUCUGCCGUGAAGAGAGAAGGUGGCCUCCUCCCCCACAGCCAUCGGACAUAAAAGGUUGCUUCAGAGACGGGCAACAUUAUGAAGAAGGAUCAGUAAUUAAAGAAAACUGCAACUCUUGCACAUGCUCAGCACAGCAAUGGAAAUGUUCCCAGCGUGCAUGCCUCGUUUGUCCAGAAUUAAUUGAACACAUCAAUAAAGGAGACUACGGAUGGACGGCACAGAACUACAGUCAGUUCUGGGGCAUGACUCUAGAAGAGGGCUUCAAAUUUCGCCUGGGCACCUUGCCCCCCAGCCCUGCGCUCCUGGGCAUGAACGAAGUGACGGCUGCUUUACCUGCCAAAAUUGAUCUUCCAGAAUUUUUUAUUGCCUCUUAUAAGUGGCCAGGAUGGACUCACGGCCCUCUGGAUCAGAAAAACUGUGCUGCGUCCUGGGCGUUUUCCACUGCAAGUGUGGCUGCUGACCGAAUAGCAAUUCAGUCCAGUGGUCGAUACACAGCCAACCUCUCCCCCCAGAAUCUGAUCUCUUGCUGUGCCAGGAAACGUCACGGAUGCGGCGGUGGAAGCGUCGAUAGGGCGUGGUGGUACCUGAGAAAACGUGGACUGGUAUCUCAUGCAUGCUAUCCACUUUUCAAGGACCAAAAUGCAACCAAUGGAUGUGCCAUGGCCAGCAGGUCCGACGGGCGGGGAAAACGGCAUGCCACGACUCCCUGCCCCAACCACAUAGAGAAAUCGAACAGGAUCUACCAGUGCUCUCCCCCGUACAGGGUCUCUUCCAAUGAAACUCAGAUAAUGAAAGAAAUAAUGCAGAAUGGGCCAGUUCAAGCCAUAAUGAAAGUCCACGAAGAUUUCUUCUCUUACAAGACUGGGAUAUAUAGACAUGUUACCAGCACAAGUGAAGAUUCAGAAAAAUAUCAAAAGCUUCGGACACAUGCAGUCAAACUUACUGGGUGGGGUACACUGAAAGGAGCCAGAGGAAAAAAGGAAAAAUUCUGGAUUGCUGCCAAUUCCUGGGGCAAGUCAUGGGGAGAGAAUGGCUAUUUUAAGAUUCUUCGAGGAGUAAAUGAAUCUGACAUUGAAAAGUUGAUUAUCGCAGCUUGGGGCCAACUGACAAGUUCAGAGGAGCCGUGAGCCUACGGUCACAUGCUUACCCCCCUACACUGAAGGUCAGCAGGAUGAGGCUCUCUGCAGAAUGGGCCCUUUGCCUCUUCACUCUAUGUGUAAAUGUACCUGUUUUGUAGUUACCCAAGACUUGUACUCCUUGCUUGUAUUAUUGAAUAUAUGAAAAUGUAAUAAAGGGCAGUAGAGUGACUUCA
Messenger RNA from Cavia porcellus (domestic guinea pig), 2066 nucleotides. RefSeq names its product tubulointerstitial nephritis antigen (gene Tinag). NCBI's taxonomy places the organism in Eukaryota, Metazoa, Chordata, Mammalia, Rodentia, Caviidae. Gene Ontology annotation, biological process: proteolysis. Bases 454 to 1881 code for a protein of 475 amino acids. Gene Ontology annotation, molecular function: cysteine-type peptidase activity. The transcript has 11 exons. The record is from RefSeq and is a predicted model, not a curated record. Gene Ontology annotation, cellular component: lysosome.